AUGCCUUCCGUUAGAUAUCAAAAUUUUAGUACUCAGAUUAUUUCAACAACUGGUGAAUCCUAUGAUGAUAAACUUGAUCAUAUCUCCGUAAAAUCCCGAUUUGCAAGGGACUUUGAUGGUGAAACUUUAUAUGCUGUGUGGACUGAUUAUGAAAGUGAUUGCAAAUCGGACGUCUUAGAAAAUCCAAGAUGUGCAAACGGGUUUGUUGCGGCAAUUCUCCAAGCUUAUUCUUCUAAUCAACAUUUACGAAUUUCUCCCGAUGAUAUUUGGUUAACCAUUGCUCAAGGUGUUAGUCAACAUAUCAGUCUUCACUAUGAAAAAUAUCGUCAUCGUUUAGUAAAACAUGAAGGACAAAAAGAAGUUCAAAUAUUUGCCGGCGAUAUUCUUGAUUCUGAUCUUUCUUCGGUCUCUGGUGAUUGGCCUGAACUAUUUAAACGUAUCAUAGAUUCAACUGAUGAACAAGUUGGAAAAUUCGAUAUGAAAACUUUAUUAAAAUGUAAUUUUUCUACUAGUACAACUGCUUCAAAAAUUGCAAGUGGUAUCGUUCUAUUUGAUGUUGUUAAACCUUUCUCCAAUUAUAAAAAUUCUUCUAAAUGUGGAAUUCCAAAAAUUACUUUGGAUGGUUCUUUAAAUGAUUGGAAUAAACUUCAAGAAAAAGUCGUUCAAUUAAGAAAUUUUAAUUUCGACUUGGACUUUUGGCUUGAUCGUCUUAAUCCUGUUAUUGAACAAUUGGUUGCUACUUAUCGUGGUGAAAUUGAUAAAACUUUUUGGAAUGAUAUUGCAACUGAAUUGACUUUUGAUCAUGAUGAUUCUAAACUUGUGGGUUGGAUUUCUUCUUUUUUUCCUUAUGGACGUGAUGGUAAACCUUUAGAAGGAAAUUGUAUUCGAACUUCUGAUUUACCUGAUGGAAGAAUUGCUUUACCUUUUGUUACAACCUCUGGUUUUUGUUUAAAACUUGUUUCCGGUUUUGUUGGUGCUCAACAAGAAUAUGAUUCUGAAGGUAACAUAGUUGUAUCUCCCAUUAUUGGCUGGGCCGUUGGUGGAUUCAACCCUUCCGAAUAG
Racocetra persica is the source of this 1062-nucleotide messenger RNA. NCBI's taxonomy places the organism in Eukaryota, Fungi, Glomeromycota, Glomeromycetes, Diversisporales, Gigasporaceae. The record is from the annotation of a GenBank genome assembly.